AUGUCGGAGGUCCUCACUGUAGAUGCUAUUCUGUUUGGGUUUCUGGUCUUCUCUGGCAUCCUGGGAAACAUACUGGUCAUCCAUGUGGUGUUCCAGUCGGCCAUUGAAAGUUUGUCUCGUCGGCUCCCUCCCUCUGACACCAUCCUGGUGAACUUGUCGCUGGCCAACCUGCUGACGUCUCUGUUCCGCACGGUACCCAUCUUUGUGUCUGAUCUGGGUCUGGACGUGUCACUGUCCCAGGGCUGGUGCCGCCUCUUCAUGUUGCUGUGGGUGUGGUGGCGGGCCGUGGGCUGCUGGGUCACUCUGACCCUCAGUGCCUUCCACUGUGCCACCCUGAAGCGACAGCAUGUGGCCAUGGGCCCCCUUGCACAGGAGCAUGAGAGGAGGAAGGUGUGGGUGGCUCUGGGGCUGGUCUGGGGACUCAAUCUCGCCUUUUCCCUGCCAGCGCUGGUCUACACCACACAUGUCCAAGGCAAUGCCACGGUGGAGCUGAUGGUGAUCAGCUGCACCACCAGGCCCCUGCUGGGCUGUAUGUGGGAAUUCCCCUCGGAGGAGCAGGGCUCGGCCUUCGCCUCCACCUCCCUGGCCCUCAACGAGGUGGUUCCCCUGGUGCUGAUGGUGGGCACCAACCUGGCUACGCUGCACUCGCUGGCCAAACACAUCCGGGCCGUCACCUCGGUGGGCGAGGCAGGGGGAGGGACGCAUGGCGAGCUGGACAGACAUGUGGCCAGUGAACGCAAGGCCAGUCAUGUGAUCAUGUUGCUGGUGAUGCUGUUUGUGGUGUGCUGGGUUCUGCAAGUUGCGGCGGUGACAUACUACAACCAUAACAGGGGGCACCAUGCGGAGGAGCUGCUGACUGUGGCCCACUUCUCUGCUUCUGUGUUUGUGGGCUUCAGUCCCAUGGUGGUGGCUCUGGGACACGGCAAGCUGAGGAGGAGGAUCAUGAGGAUGAUCGCUGGCUGUGCUGACAGAAGGAACCUCAAGGCAUAA
Messenger RNA from Salvelinus namaycush (lake trout), 990 nucleotides. RefSeq names its product olfactory receptor class A-like protein 4. The transcript has 3 exons. Gene Ontology annotation, biological process: G protein-coupled receptor signaling pathway. Bases 1 to 990 code for a protein of 329 amino acids. Gene Ontology annotation, cellular component: membrane. Gene Ontology annotation, molecular function: G protein-coupled receptor activity. NCBI's taxonomy places the organism in Eukaryota, Metazoa, Chordata, Actinopteri, Salmoniformes, Salmonidae. The record is from RefSeq and is a predicted model, not a curated record.